Messenger RNA from Venturia canescens, 996 nucleotides. RefSeq names its product proteasome alpha5 subunit (gene Prosalpha5). Bases 154 to 882 code for a protein of 242 amino acids. Gene Ontology annotation, biological process: proteasome-mediated ubiquitin-dependent protein catabolic process. The record is from RefSeq and is a predicted model, not a curated record. The transcript has 3 exons. Lineage: Eukaryota; Metazoa; Arthropoda; Insecta; Hymenoptera; Ichneumonidae. Gene Ontology annotation, cellular component: proteasome core complex, alpha-subunit complex; nucleus; proteasome core complex.
GAAAGAACCAUCAGAAAGAAGAAAAUGUGCCUUCUUUCUACACCCUGUUCGAAAUAACUGCGGUUUCUCCCUUCGUGACUAGCGAUUGUGACAAGUCGGCUUCGUUUACAGUCAAAUUCGAAUUACUGUACGAAUUACAAAUUAAACAUCAAGAUGUUUUUGACUCGUUCUGAAUACGACAGAGGUGUUAACACCUUUUCUCCUGAAGGGCGUCUCUUCCAGGUAGAAUAUGCGAUUGAAGCCAUAAAAUUGGGUUCAACUGUGAUUGGCAUUUCAACAUCGGAGGGGGUAUUAUUAGCAUCUGAAAAGAGAAUAACAUCGACGCUUAUGGAGCCAACCACAGUGGAGAAAAUAUUCGAGGUUGACAGGCACAUCGGAUGUGCCUCGUCCGGAUUAAUGGCUGAUUCCAGGACGAUGGUUGAUCGGGCGAGAGCAGAAUGUCAGAACCAUUGGUUCAUUUACAACGAAAAAAUGACUGUCGAAUCAGCUACCCAAGCUGUGUCUAAUUUAGCUAUACAAUUCGGCGACAGCGAUGAUGACGGCAGUGCCAUGUCCAGACCUUUCGGAGUAGCUAUUCUGUUUGCGGGUAUUGAUGAAAAGGGACCUCAGCUUUUCCACAUGGAUCCUUCGGGUACUUUUGUACAAUUCGACGCCAAAGCUAUCGGUUCUGGUAGCGAAGGAGCUCAACAAUCGCUACAGGAAGUCUAUCACAAAUCCAUGACUUUGAAGGAAGCAACAAAGGCGGCUCUCACCAUACUAAAGCAAGUAAUGGAAGAAAAACUGAACGACACGAACAUCGAGGUGAUGACGAUGACUCCUGGUGCUCUGUUUCACAUGUUCACGAAGGAAGAAUUGCAGGAGGUGAUUAAAGACAUUGCUUAAGAAAAAAAGAAAAAAAACCAAGUUGCGCGAUUCCAACGAGAAUCGCGUUUAUGAAUUUUUACAAAAUAAAAUCAUUACUAUUAUUACGAAUAAAUUUGCCGAAAAAGGAGAAAA